AUGGACACGCUCUCCCUCGCUGGCAAAGUAGCCAUCAUCACCGGAUCGGGUCGUGAGACUGGUAUCGGUGCCGGAAUUGCAACUGCUCUGGCACGCAACGGUGCCUGGGUGGUCAUCAACCAUGUCUCGGAGGCGACUGCCCCUCGAGCUGCAAUAGUUGCUGAAACGCUGAACCAGAAUACUGCCGGAAAAGCGGUUGUUGUGCAGGCGGACGUGGGUUCGCCAGAGGGUGCGAAGAAGCUUGUUGACGAGGGGUUGAGGUUAUUUGGAGUGGAUCAUGUUGAUAUUCUGGUGAACAACGCAGCAAGUGGCAAUGUCGAGCCGUGGCUCAGCGUAUCCCCCUCUUUCAUGGAGAGUAUGUUUCGAACAGUUGUCUUCGCGCCAGUAUACAUGAUUCAAGCCGUUAUCCCUCACAUGCCCCGCGGCGGACGUAUAAUCAACACGGGAAGUGUCGCAUCGAAGGUCUGCCCGCCCCCAAUACCGAUCUAUUCAGGCGCAAAAGCUGCAGUUGAUGCAAUGACGUUCAGCAUGUCGAUGGAUUUGGGGCGUGGACAUGGAGUGACUAUUAACACUGUGAUGCCGGGUGGUGUUGCAACGGAUGUGUUACCUAAGGAGGUUCUGGCGAAGAUCCAUGAGCCCUUGAUCGCUAUGACGAGGGCUGAGGAGAGGAUUGGAACAAUAGAGGAUAUCGGCGAUGCAGUGCUGUUGCUUUGCAGCGAGAAGAGUAGAUGGAUCACGGGGCAAGUUAUUAGUGUUAGCGGUGGAAUCACUGGUGGUUGA
Talaromyces amestolkiae is the source of this 780-nucleotide messenger RNA. RefSeq lists its product as uncharacterized. Bases 1 to 780 code for a protein of 259 amino acids. The record is from RefSeq and is a predicted model, not a curated record. NCBI's taxonomy places the organism in Eukaryota, Fungi, Ascomycota, Eurotiomycetes, Eurotiales, Trichocomaceae. Gene Ontology annotation, molecular function: oxidoreductase activity. The transcript has 2 exons.